Prunus armeniaca (apricot) is the source of this 315-nucleotide messenger RNA. NCBI's taxonomy places the organism in Eukaryota, Viridiplantae, Streptophyta, Magnoliopsida, Rosales, Rosaceae. The record is from the annotation of a GenBank genome assembly.
AUGACUGCGAUUGAUCUAAUCAACAUUUCUCCUUCAGCACCUUUGAAUGGUGAUGUCCUGAACAAAGCUUUUGUUCAUAUUCCUAAAGACGAGAAAUCCAAGCUCGACGCGAAGUCAAAAGAAUGUAUCUUCGUGGGAUAUGGGAAUGAAGAAUUCGGUUAUAGGUUAUGGGAUCCUGUAGCUAGAAAGAUUAUUAGAAGUAGAUAUGUUGUCUUCUUUGAAGAUCAGAACAUUGAAGACAUUCGAAGAUGUGAUAAACCUGAUAAUCCUAGAAAAUAUCCAGCUAACUUGGAUCCAGUUCCUCCUCCAUUAUAG